This is a messenger RNA of Phragmites australis (common reed), 2625 nucleotides long. RefSeq names its product putative pectinesterase/pectinesterase inhibitor 22. The record is from RefSeq and is a predicted model, not a curated record. Gene Ontology annotation, molecular function: pectinesterase inhibitor activity; pectinesterase activity. The coding region runs from base 79 to 1962 and encodes 627 amino acids. The transcript is spliced from 3 exons. Gene Ontology annotation, biological process: cell wall modification. NCBI's taxonomy places the organism in Eukaryota, Viridiplantae, Streptophyta, Magnoliopsida, Poales, Poaceae.
CAAAUAGUAAAGGCCUAUGUCCUUAACGGUCUACUUUUCCUCAGAGAGCAGAAGGGAUUCAUAAAGACUUUGCCCUGUAUGCACACCUUUCUUCCACGACAAACUAUACCUUACCUCCAAAGGCACCAAGACAGACCAUGGCUGAUACCUCUAUAUACACACACGCCCAAAUGCACAUGGCGAGACACUUGCAAGCUGAAUGCAACUUCGGCAAUGGCGUCUCCUGCAAGUGCUACCAACACCUGCACGCAACUGCUGCUGCUGCUGAUGUCCUUGCUCCUCCUUGCACACCGCGGGAAUUGCCGCGCCGUUUUCUCCAGCUUGUCCUUCGAGAGCCAGGGGGAGGCGGAGGCCUUCGAGGACGCGCUGCUGCGCCAGGCGUGCUUCAACGUCUCCUCGUCGUGGGGCCGUGAGGCCUGCGUGUCGCGUCUCGACACGGCCCGCGGUGGCGCGGGUAGCGGCCCCGUGCCCGUCCUCCGCUCCGCGCUCCGCGACACGCUCGGCGAGGCCGUCAGUGCCGUGGGGGCCGUCGCGGGGCUCGCCUCGCUGUCCAACCACGCGCGCGAGGAGAUGGCGGUGCGCGACUGCGUCGAGCUUCUGGGGUACUCCGUCGACGAGCUCGGGUGGGCGCUGAACGCCAUGGCCGAGCCCGACGACCUGGACCCAGAGCCGGGCUCGUCCCGGUCCGGCGCCGCCGCGCACCGCUCGGAGGAGGACCUCCACGCGUGGCUGAGCGCCGCGCUGAGCAACCAAGACACCUGCAUCGAGGGCUUCCACGGCACCGACGGCCGCCUGCUGCGCCGCGUCGAGGCGGCGGUGGCGCAGCUCACGCAGCUGGUGAGCAACCUCCUCGCCAUGCACAAGCGGCUGCGCAGCAUCACGCCGCUGCACCACGCGCCUCCUAGAAACAACGGCACAUCCGGCUCCGGCGCCGACUCGGAGCUUCCCCCGUGGGUGAUGGACGUCGACGGCGGCGGCGAGGAGCAGGAGCUCGUGCGCGCCCAUGCGGCCGGCAGGAAGGCGACGCGCGUGGACGUCGUGGUGGCGCAGGACGGCAGUGGGCGGUACCGGACCGUCAGCGAGGCGGUGGCACGGGCGCCGAACCACAGCAGGCGGAGGUACGUGAUCUACGUGAAGCGCGGGGUGUACCACGAGAACGUGGAGGUGAAGAAGAAGAAGACCAACAUCGUGAUCGUCGGGGAGGGCAUGGGCGAGACGGUGAUCUCCGGUAGCCGAAGCCUCUCCGGCGGCUGGAGCACCUUCCGGAGUGCCACUUUUGCGGUGUCCGGCGCGGGGUUCAUCGCGCGGGACCUGACGUUCCGCAACACCGCGGGGCCGGCGGCGCACCAGGCGGUGGCGCUGCGCGUGGACUCGGACCGCUCCGCCUUCUUCCGCGUCGCGGUGGAGGGCCACCAGGACACGCUGUACGCGCACUCGCUCCGCCAGUUCUACCGCGACUGCCGCGUCGCCGGCACCGUCGACUUCGUCUUCGGCAACGGCAUCGCCGUCAUCCAGCGUAGCACCAUCGCCACGCUGCCCCUCGCCCCGGGCCAGGUGGGCAGCGUCACCGCGCAGGGACGCAAGGACCCGAACCAGAACACGGGGUUCUCCUUCCACGGCUGCGUGGUCGAGGCCAAGUACCCGACGUACCUGGGCCGGCCGUGGAAGCCCUUCUCGCGGGUGGUGGUGAUGGAGUCGUACCUGGGCGCCGGCGUGCAGGCGCGCGGGUGGCUGGAGUGGGCCGCGUGGGAUCGCGCGGGCCUGGCCACGCUCUUCUACGGGGAGUACAGGAACUACGGGCCCGGGGCCGGGGUCGCCGGCCGGGUGAGGUGGCCCGGGUACCACGUGAUCAUGGACGCCGCCGUCGCCAGCAGCUUCACCGUGCGGCGGUUCAUCAGCGGGCUCGCGUGGCUGCCGGGCACCGGCGUCACCUUCACGGCCGAUCUGUUCAGGAAAACAUGAAUGAUCGACGACCGGUGUGCAGCUUCGAUGGAUUAUUUUUUGGAAGGACGAAAUAAGGUGAAAAUAUGUAUACACGUUAAUUAGGCCAUAAUGCUUACGAAGGAUGCGUGCACAAGUACCAUUGGUACAAUAUAAGAAUGUACUAAGAUGUAUGUAACCUGGCCCUGGCCUGGUGUGUAGCCUUUUAAUUGCUAUGAUCAUCAGAUCAUUCCUCUGGUAAUUCAGCAAGCAAAUGUGCUGACAUGUAUGUGUACCUGGGUUCGUCCAAGACCAUGUGGCAGCUCCGCGUCACGGCCAACCGGGAACAGCUCAAAGCACGAGGUCUGAUUCCUUUCCAGCUCCCACCCCACCUCAACUCGCUACCCAACCAAGUCGCAGACCGCCGUUUCAGCGUUUCCUCCCCAACUUCCAACACGCCUCAAUCCAGAUCCACGCUUCCUUGACCCUUCCUUCGCUCCCCGAGACUGUUCAUUCCAUCACCCGUAGGCGUAGCCGCCCUCGUGUCCCAGCGGCUCUCGUCCGUGCGCACUUGGGUUGCUCUCUCCACCAUUCCUUGCAAAGGAAACUACCUUCAGUAAUAAGUAAGCGGGUGAUGCAUAUGUCAAAUCAAAGUGUGUUCUGCAUUUUCGGUAUGAACAAUAUCUGUUUGGCAGGUGAUUUGAA